Molecule: messenger RNA, 784 nt
Organism: Hypanus sabinus (Atlantic stingray)
Lineage: Eukaryota; Metazoa; Chordata; Chondrichthyes; Myliobatiformes; Dasyatidae
Exons: 3
Coding region: 1-687 (228 amino acids)
Source: RefSeq, a predicted model, not a curated record
AUGGGACGGGAGCUCCUCGCUCAAACUCUCGGCCGGUCCUUUCGAAGCCAUGUUAUCUCCCAGCACUUCCUGAUUCAGAAUGCUUUCACUUUCUGUUACACUUCUGCGUUGAAUGAACGCCGUAGGUUCGGCAUAGCCCUUUAUCCUGCGCCACAGACGGACAGGCACCUCUCCAAUAACGUAACUGCGCCUCGCGGCAACGCAGACCGCUCCAGCUCCCAGCAACAGCCCGUCCUCACACACACAGCCAAUCAGCGACCACCGCUGGGAGAGGGAUGCUGCCAUUGGCUGAGGGGUGUCAGUGGGCGGGACGCUGUUUGGACCGGGACCGAGUGGGCCGGAGACCGGGAGCUGCGCCUCGGGUUUCGGCUGCACCACCAGCGGGUCGUGAAUCCUUUCGAAGGCAGAGCUGAAGAGACCGGCGGAGAUUCCGUGAGAUGUUUCAGCUACACGAAGGGCGCCCGGCCUUUCCCCGCCGAGGAUCGGGGCCUGCUGGGAGACGAGAGCUGCCCCGCAGCGGCUGCCGGUGGAUCUCCGGAGCUCUCACCGCUCCCCUGUGCAAUCCGAACGGCUGAAAACCAAGGGAGAACAAGGCGCAAAGGUAAACUCGUGCUUCAGAAAAUAACAAACAGGAGCAUGUCUGGCCAUUCGGCCCGUUGCGCCUGUUCCACCCUUUCCUCAGAAUAGUCCUAUUUAAAUCUUUUUAUUGAUUUUGAACAAACAUAAAUGAAACAUGAAUACAAAGAGCUUGAGAGUAAAUAAUUGAUACAAAUAGAUGAUUAAA